CAUUGAAAAAAUACAUAAAUACAUUCACUUUCACUUCCUUAAUUAAAGAAAAAUAAAUAAAUGCACAAGCAGAGAAGAUGUAGCAAACUAUAGCAUCGGAGGUUUGGGAGAGUACAGAGGGUUUUCGUAGGCUUAGAAGGAAGUCCCCUUUACGUGACUGCUUGGGUUUAUCUCCGUCUUUGAUCAUGUGGUGUCUCCGUCGAGCAGCUCACCCUUUCAAGAAGCAAGGUUACUGCCUUGAGGCUUCAAGGAUUUUUGGUUCAAAAUCGAACACUUCAAGUAAUGUGAGAGGCGACGGAGGUAGUAUAUGUUGUCCUGCACAAUUAAUUUCUCCUAAACUCCCAUCGGUAAAGUUGUUUCACCUCACUCCAGUUCUUGAUAGAAUCUUUGUGGGUAGUCAUAGUCUUUGUUCACUUGCGGAUGAAUGUAGCGGUGGGAAAACCCAUGUGGAAGAUAAAUUUCUGGAACCUGAAACAACUACAACAGUCGAUGUAAUUGUGGGCAGUAAUGCCGAGGAAGAAGGUGGGGAAGUUUUAGCUUCAGAAACAGUGUUUUUGGAUGAUGAGUUUUCAGAUACUGAAAAAGGUGAGGGUGGUGAGAACUCUCACGAGAAAAAGGCUUAUUUAGAGUUGUGCAAGACUAUAAUGGAUAGUCCAAGCCAAUCUGUUGCCAGUAUUCUUGAUAAGUGGGUUGAGGAAGGGAAUGAUUUGGAACAACUCAGGAUUUCUGGGGUUAUGAUUAGCCUUCGGAGGCGUCGGAUGUAUAGCAAGGCAUUACAGUUCUCAGAGUGGUUAGAGACUACUAAGCAAGUUGCUUUUACUGAACAAGAUUAUGCUGCUCGCCUUGAUUUGAUUGCUAAAGUUAAAGGUAUCCAAAAGGCAGAGAAGUACAUUGAGAGAAUCCCAAUGUCGUUUAAAGGGGAAUUAGUAUACCGAACGCUCCUAGCUGCCUGCGUCCAUCAUGUUGACAUGAACAAAGCAGAAACAGUGUUUGAGAAAAUGAGGGAGCUGGAGUUGCCAAUCACAGUCUAUGCUUUCAAUCAAAUGAUAAUUCUCUACAAGAGGCUUGACAAGAGAAAGAUAGCUGAUGUAUUGUCUUUAAUGGAGAAAGAAAAUGUCAAGCCAUCGCUUCUUACAUACAAGCUCUUAAUAGACAUCAAAGGUGAGUCAGGUGACAAUGUAGGAAUGGAGCAAUUGUUUGAGACUAUGAAGGCUGAAGGAGUAUCACCCGACGUCCAUGUUUUAACUGUCUUGGCUAAACAUUAUAUAUCUGGGGGGUUGAAACAUAAAGCUCAAAAUGUCUUGAAGGAAAUUGGAGAGGAAAAGCUGAAGGGAAGUUUUGGGGCUCAAACAGCGCUGCUGGGACUCUAUGCUUCUCUUGACAAUUCUGACGAGGUGGCUAGAAUUUGGAAGGAAUGCGAAUUGGAUCCCAGGAUGAGUGAGUGCACUGCAGCCAUAGAAGCUUGGGGCAAGCUGGGAAAAGUUGAGGAGGCAGAAGCAGUCUUUGAAAUAAUGCUUCAGAAGUGGAAGAGACUCUCUUCAAGGCGGUACUGUGCACUUUUGAAAGUUUAUGUUGACCAAAAGCUUGUGACAAAGGGGAAGGAAUUUGUGAAGCAGAUGGAAGAUAGGGGGUGCUGGGUUGGCCCUUUGGCUUGGGACGCAUUGGUGAGACUCUUUUUGAUAGCUGGGGAACUGGAGAAAGCUGACUCCAUUUUGCACAAGGCAACUCAGCAGAACCGGGGGGCAUCAUUCAGAACUUACAUUGUUGUCAUGGAAGAGUACGCAAAGCGGGGUGAUAUACAUAAUGCUGAGAAAUUGUUCCACAGAAUGAAGCAGUGUGGGUAUACCCGCCGCCUCAAGCCAUUUGAUAUUCUGAUUCAGGCAUAUAUCAAUGCCAAAGUUCCUGCAUACGGGUUUCUAGAGAGGAUGAAAGCAGAGAACAUAUUUCCAAACAAAGCAUUUUCCUCACAGUUGGCACAAGCUGAUCCGUUCAGGAAGAACAGGGCAUUGGAUUUGCUUGAUCUAUAAAGGAGUUCCUUAAUUGAAGAUCUGCCAGAGACGAAACUAUAGAUGAGUUAUUUUACUUUUCUCCUGUAUCCCAAUGUGGUGUGAUGCCUGGGGGCCAUCUAGAUUCACAGUGUGCGGACUGAUGUUAAUGAUACUGUGGGAAUGUCAAUGCAUCUCAAAAGAAACGCCGUUUCUUCAUUAAUGGGGUCGGAUAAUCGAGACACAACUGCUGUGCAUAUUCCAUGCAACUCAGAUCAAAUAGACUGUCCACCUAUAAGGGUUAGAUUUUUCCUUCUGCUGGGUCAAGUGCUAAUUUAUCAAUUGACAUUGGUGUUUGUAACAAAAUCUGGACCAACAUGCAUGGUUUAUGUUUGGAACUAUCAAGUAGUCUGGUUCCAGGCAUGGACUGUUGGUCUGCAGACAAGCCUGAUUAGCGAAGAAUGUAUGUGCCUUCAUCUAUUGAAGAAAAUGCAUAUUGAAUGUACUUCACAGAUGGUAUUAGCUUUGCAAUACUAAGUUUUUCUUCUGGUAUUGCUGAGGUAUGUUGAUGCUUGGAUGGCUGAAAGUUCAAGUUUUCUGCCUAUUAGCUUGACUUAAUUGUUCCCUUCAUUAGUAGCACGUAAACUCUCUUUAUUCUGUUUCAGACAUCAAAACCCAUAAAUUUGCAUGGUUAAAAGUGUUUCCUGUACUUGUUUAUGCAUGAAUGACGAGUUUGUUCUUAUUACUUGUGUGUAUUCUGUUUUUUUUUUUUUUUUUUUUUUUCCUUCUAAGUAUUAUAUUAGCGCCUUGCUCUUUAUUU
This is a messenger RNA of Juglans microcarpa x Juglans regia, 2805 nucleotides long. Its product is annotated as pentatricopeptide repeat-containing protein At1g80270, mitochondrial-like. NCBI's taxonomy places the organism in Eukaryota, Viridiplantae, Streptophyta, Magnoliopsida, Fagales, Juglandaceae. The record is from RefSeq and is a predicted model, not a curated record. The transcript has 5 exons. The coding region runs from base 186 to 2027 and encodes 613 amino acids. Gene Ontology annotation, cellular component: mitochondrion. Gene Ontology annotation, molecular function: protein binding.